This is a messenger RNA of Symbiodinium pilosum, 874 nucleotides long. Lineage: Eukaryota; Dinophyceae; Suessiales; Symbiodiniaceae. The record is from the annotation of a GenBank genome assembly.
GCAGACAAUUUGCAGGGGGCGCAGCUUCGUCGUGAGAGCACAGGACCUCACCGCCGAGCAGCGCGACAGAGCUUUCACUCGCCACUUCCUUGGCCCAUUUCCCCUGGUGCUGAUGGCACCAGCCGAAGCCAAGGUGCGGGUGUGGAACGUUUUCUGCAACAUUUGCAGAUUUUGCUGCCCGCGGUGGUGUCCGCGACCCCGUCGACGAAAGUUGCUGCCAUUGCAUUGGUGGCCGUCCCUAGUGCUUCCGUGCUUGGUGCUGGUGAUUUGCCUCGUAGCCUGGAGAUUGGCCUUCUACAUGUUCCACUUCUCCACGUCCAUCUACAUGUGGGAAAUCGUUCAGACGGAUCUACCGGGGGAGAUCCGGAUCCAGCUGCCUUCCGAUGAGCAGGCAGAGGCUUCCGCAGCCAAUGCUGAUGAGAGCUGGCAAGCGCGCUAUGUCUUGGUGCCAGAGAUGCAGCGCUUCAUAGUUCUUCUGAUGAUCAGCUGGCUCUGGAACUUGCUUUUCUUCGAGCCACUGUUACUGAUCCUGCAUCUCUUCGUGGGCGAGCCUUCUGUGGAUGAAGCCCUGGCGCCGAUUUUGCCGAUUCUGUGCUUGGUGCGGCGGGGCAUUGCAAAAUGCUGCAGUGUUCUCAGUGCCGUCUUCAGUCGCGUGGGCUCCUUCUUAUAUCGUUUCUGGCCAGAGAAGCAGGUACACAAGGUCUUCCAGCUUUGCAGCCGUUGCCGGCUUUGCAGAUGCCGGUGCUGUUGCUGUUGCAGGCGAACUGAAGUCGAGCCUGUGGCACCCCCUGAUCUCACGGAGACGAUCGACUCGGAGGACGAGGAUGAGGAAGGGCAAUACAAGCAAGAAGGCGAAGAAGGGGCAUGCCGAUGA